Lytechinus variegatus (green sea urchin) is the source of this 6438-nucleotide messenger RNA. Its product is annotated as fibropellin-1-like. Bases 799 to 5070 code for a protein of 1423 amino acids. Gene Ontology annotation, molecular function: calcium ion binding. The record is from RefSeq and is a predicted model, not a curated record. The transcript has 34 exons. Gene Ontology annotation, biological process: establishment or maintenance of epithelial cell apical/basal polarity; heterophilic cell-cell adhesion. Lineage: Eukaryota; Metazoa; Echinodermata; Echinoidea; Temnopleuroida; Toxopneustidae. Gene Ontology annotation, cellular component: plasma membrane; protein-containing complex.
GUUUGGGCGUAGCAAGCUAGCGUGCCUGCAUAAUUUCAAGUAAAUCAUAAGGUUCAUUCAAAUUAGGUAGAUUAGCCUAGACUGUUAAAAAAAUCACUUGCCCAUAAGAACAAUCCAGUAAUCUUUAAAUUGAACAAAGAGAGAGAGAAAGAGAAUAUACUAAUAAUUUAUCCAAAGCAAGCUGAUCCGUGGACAUUUAACGAUAAAUAAAGCACUGCUGAGGCGAGGUGAUUUUUGUGUCACUUCAUUUAAAGCUCUGUAUAAUUAAACUGAAGGAAGGAAUUAACGAUGAACGUAGGAAAGAAGAAUGGAACGAUCAUGGGAGGAAGGAAGAAAUAAUUAAGAGACGACGGCGAGAGUGGUAAGGUGGUGGUUGAGGCGAUGGUGAUGUUGAAAUGUCAAUAAUGACAUACCGUUCAACUGUUCAAUAUGUGCAGGUUCUAAAAACAUGUGGAUCGAUGGAUCAAAGAAAGAUGAAGAAUAAGAACUAAUGAAAUUGAUAACUAGAUAGAAGAUGCCCUCAAAAUCUUAGGCUUCGAAUGCCUUCAAAACGAAAUAUUUUCAGGUUUAUCUGCCUUCGUUAUGUUUAUUUGGAAGAAAGAAAAUUCCCACAGCAUCUUACGAAAGUCUGACCGAAAUAUAUAAAUAUAUCAAGGAUAGAAUAACAAUAUCUAUAUUUAUAUACCAACGAGCAAGAUGUUCUAUCGUUGAAGGUUAAACAACGGAGGCGAAACUGCCACUGGGCACGUUAGAAGCUAAUUCUCUUCAGCACGACCGGUUUAAGUGACAAGGUUGAAUAUGGCGCCAAGAGAUGGAUUCAUAGCCUUAUUAAAUGGCAUUUUCUUCGCUUAUUUGUUGAACUAUCACUGUGUUGGGGCCCGAUCCACUGGGGCUCCAGUCACGAUGAACCCAGAUGUUUGUAGUACAAUGACACCACAGCACUUUUCAGACCCUCUUCGGGAUUUAAGCCCGUAUGCCAUCAUUGUUAAUGGUAAUACUUACACACCUUCUCAACCGCUGACAGUAACAAUCAGUACUGCUCAAGGCGCUGGACAAUUCAAAGGUAUUCUCCUCCUGGCCCGACGAGUGGGCUCCAACGAUAUCGUCGGUUCAUGGUCAGUAACGGACUCACAAAACUUCCAGACAGUCUCAUGCGGUCAAAGCAACAACGCUGUCACCCAUCAAAACAGCGAUUUGAAAGAUUUAAGUAUCUCCUUUCUAUGGAUACCACCAAGUGGUGAGGCCAGUGAUAUUUUCAUCGCAGCAACCUUUGUUCAACAGUUUAGCACUUUCUGGGUAAAUGUGACGUCAUCAGUUAUUCAAGGUGACCCAUGUAUUAAUAAUCAAUGUCAAAAUGGUGGAUUUUGUCAGCCUUCUACCGGGUCUAGUCCACCUUACAUCUGUGUUUGCUCGUCUGGAUUCUCCGGUCAAUUCUGUCAAACGAGUUCAAAUCCGUGUGCUAAUAACCAAUGCCUUAACGGAGGAGCGUGUUCACCCUCUCCUGGACCUAGUCUUCCUUACACCUGUAACUGCCUGGAUGGGUUUGUCGGUGACUUCUGUCAAAUAGCUCCAAAUUCCUGUGUUGAUCACCAAUGCCAGAAUGGAGGUACUUGUACCCCUUCCCCUGCAUCGGGUCUUCCUUACACUUGUAUCUGUGCGGCUGGGUAUACCGGUAUCAUCUGUCAAACAGUUUCAGAUCCAUGUGCCGACAGUCAAUGUCAGAAUGGAGGGGUUUGUGAUCCUACUCCUGGACCAGACCUUCCUUACACCUGUAACUGCCUGGAUGGGUUUGUCGGUGACUUCUGUCAAAUAGCUCCAAAUUCCUGUGUUGAUCACCAAUGCCAGAAUGGAGGUACUUGUACCCCUUCCCCUGGAUCGGGCCUUCCUUACACUUGUAUCUGUGCAGCUGGGUAUUCCGGUAUCAUCUGUCAAAUAGUUUCAGAUCCAUGUGCCGAUAGUCAAUGUCAGAAUGGAGGGGUUUGUGAUCCUACUCCUGGACCAGACCUUCCUUACACCUGUAACUGCCUGGAUGGGUUUGUCGGUGACUUCUGUCAAAUAGCUCCAAAUUCCUGUGUUGAUCACCAAUGCCAGAAUGGAGGUACUUGUACCCCUUCCCCUGGAUCGGGCCUUCCUUACACUUGUAUCUGUGCGGCUGGGUAUACCGGUAUCAUCUGUCAAACAGUUUCAGAUCCAUGUGCCGAUAGCCAAUGUCAGAAUGGGGGAAUUUGUGAUCCUACUCCUGGACCAAACCUUCCUUACACCUGUAACUGUCCUACGGGAUUUUCCGGUAUUAUCUGUAAUGUUCCAAAUUCAGAUUCCUGUGAAGGCAAUCAAUGUCAGAACGGCGCCACCUGUAGCACAAUUCCUAGUGGUGGUCUUACCUACACAUGUAACUGCCCGACUGGAUUUACAGGAAUAGUGUGCCACCUAGUUUCAGAUGUAUGUGCGAAUAACCAAUGUGAGAAUGGAGGGAUAUGUAACCCAACCCCUGGAUCGAGUCUUCCCUACACUUGUAACUGUCCACCGGGUUAUAAUGGCGAUUUAUGUCAUUUAGUGGCCCCCGAUCCCUGUUCUAGUAGCCCCUGUCUGAAUGGAGGAACUUGUAACACUUCACCUGGAUCUGAUCUUUCAUUCAUUUGUAAUUGUCGAGCUGGAUAUACUGGUGCCACAUGUCAAAUAGAUCCAUGUGCCGCUAGCCAAUGUGAGAAUGGAGGGAUUUGUGAUCCUACUCCUGGACCAACCCUGCCCUACACCUGUAAUUGUCUGACUGGAUACACUGGCGUCAUUUGUCAAACGGGUUUGGAUUUCUGUACUAAUCACGAUUGCAAGAACGGGGGGUCUUGUAGCCCUUUUCCAGGUUCUAAUCCACCAUACUUCUGCAAUUGUCAGCCUGGAUAUACUGGACAGUUCUGCGAAAUAGCUCCAGAUCCAUGUUCUGGUGCCCCCUGUCGGAACGGAGGAACUUGUAGCAAUUCUCCUGGACCUAGUCUUCCCUACACUUGUACCUGUUUAGUUGGGUAUAUCGGGAACCAAUGUGAAACAGGUGUGGAUCUCUGUUCUAAUAACGAUUGCCGGAACGGUGGGUCUUGUAACCCCUUUCCAGGCUCCAAUCCCCCAUACUUUUGUGAUUGCCAACCUGGAUAUACUGGACAGUUCUGCGAAAUAGCUCCAGAUCCAUGUUCUGGUAGCCCCUGUCAAAACGGAGGAACUUGUAGCCCUUCUCCUGGACCUAAUCUUCCCUACACAUGCACAUGCUCAGUUGGACAUAUCGGGAACCAAUGUGAAACGGCUUUGGAUCUUUGUGCCAAUAACCAGUGUAUGAACGAAGGAUCUUGUAGUCCUUUUCCAGGUUCCAACCCGCCAUAUUUCUGUCUAUGUCAACCUGGAUUUAGUGGACAGUUCUGCCAAACUGAUCCAUGUUCUAGUAGCCCAUGUCUAAAUGACGGAUCUUGUAGCCUUUCUCCUGGAGAUGGCCUUCCGUACACUUGUAACUGCUCAAUUGGAUAUACCGGUGAGGUCUGUGAAACAGCUGUAGGUAGCUGUACAAGUCACCAGUGUAUGAACGGAGGAUCUUGUAGCCCAUUUCCAGGUUCCAACCCGCCAUAUUUCUGCAGUUGUCAACCUGGGUAUAGCGGACAGUUCUGCCAAACUGCUCCAGAUCCAUGUUCUGGUAAUCCUUGUCUGAACGGGGGAACUUGUAACCCUUCACCUGGAUCAGAUCUCCCUUAUAACUGCAGCUGUCUCGAUGGGUUCACUGGUGACACUUGCCAAAUGGCUCCAAAUCUCUGUGCCAGCCACCAGUGUCUGAACGGAGCAUCUUGUAGUCCUUUUCCCAACUCGAACCCUCCAUACUUUUGCCUCUGCCAAGAAGGAUCUAGUGGACAGUUCUGCGAAAUAGAUCAAUGUUCUAGUAGCCCCUGUAUGAAUGGAGGAACUUGUAAAAUUUCACUGGGAUCAAGUCUAAGCUACACCUGUGAUUGCCCAUCUGGAUAUUCUGGUCUCACGUGUCAAAUAGCUUCUGAUCAAUGUGCUAGUAACCCGUGUAUGCAUGGAGCAUCUUGCAAUCCUCUUUUAGGUUCCGACCCUCCAUUCUUUUGCAUUUGUCCUCCUGGAUAUGGUGGACAGUUUUGCGAAACAGAUCCAUGUUCUAGUAUCCCAUGUCUAAACGAUGGAUCUUGUAGUCUUUCUCCUGGAGAAACUUUACCAUUCACUUGUUCCUGUAUUGCUGGAUACACCGGUGUCGUCUGCCAAACAGCUGUGACGUCAGAGGUUUGCACUAGCAACCCGUGUAAGAACGAUGGAUUGUGCCUGCCUUCCUCUAUUUCAGAUCCUCCAUUCUGUUGCAUCUGUUUACCUGGCUAUACCGGAGAGAUAUGUGAUAUAGACGUAGUUACUACUAUAUCGACCGAAGCUCUGCCGAGUUGUUUACCCAAUCUGUGUAUGAAUGGAGGAACUUGUAUUUCUGAGCUUGGCCUUUCGUUUUGUGAUUGUGUCGAUGGAUUUGGGGGAAACUUGUGUGAACAACCAGACCCAUCAAUUAACGAAUGUGCAUCAAACCCUUGUCUAAAUGGAGGAAUCUGCAUUGAUGGUCAAGAUUCAUUUGUGUGUGCAUGUCAAAUCGGUUAUUCUGGUCCCUGGUGUGAAGAAGCAAUUAACGAAUGUAUUUCAAACCCCUGUCUAUAUGGAGGAACUUGCAUUGAUGGUCAAGCUUCAUUUAUUUGUAGAUGUCAAGCUGGUUAUUAUGGAACCCGGUGUGAAGAUCAGAGCAACCCUCCGGCAAUUUCACCAGGCAUUUCACCUCUUGAGACAACUCACUCUCCUGAUGAUCCAUUAUCUGGAAUAACUGUAGAGCAAGUAGCUGCUAUAUCAGCUGGGUUUGCACUGAUCAUACUAAUCAGUGUCAUCGUUUGGGUGGCAGUUUGCAUACGACUCCAAAAAGACGUUAAAAAAAAGAAGGACCCCCUGUCAAUGAUCACCACCCCCUACGCCAUCAAAGACCCUCCAGUGUUGGAUCUUGAGAUGCAGGAAACAAACCAAGCAAGGGGAGAUGAUAUUUAUGUCUUAUCCUAAAGACAACGCACCAUUUCAUUCUUUAAAAUACUUGUAUGAAUAUUCAUUUCAAUGUAAUUUGUAUCAAUUUUAUUUCCAUUAUUAUAAUAUACUCAAGAUCUGUCUUGUCUAAUACUAUAGUAACUAUACUGUACAUACGCAGUCAAAGUUGAUUGCUCCAGAUCUAAAGAUCUGAGGUUGAUCCUUUUCUAAAAGAAACAUUUUCUAAGCAAGCAAGUAUUCCUGCUAUCAUUAUCAAUAUAGACACCAUAAUACUCAUAUUUCCAUUGUUAUGUACUGUGGCAUCAUGAGUAAUUUCUAAGUUGUUUAAUCAUCAGUCUCAUUGUCAUACCGACCAGGAUCUGCAUUUAACUGUUUUGUGAAAUUAAGCAAAACUUUAUCAAUUAUAUUACUAUUAUUAUCAAUAUUAUUGCUACCAACAUAUUAUCUUUUAUGAUUAUUUCAUCAAUGCCAUAAGGUAGUUCUUGCCAAACAUGAAUUAAGUGUUUAUUGAAUACUGCACUCACACAUAAUCUUCUAAUUCAUGGAAAUUAAUAUUUACUCUGAUACAAUCUCAAAAUUAGUUAGAUCGCCAUUCUCAUGAAAUACCUUUCUCUCUAUGCCCAUUAAAUGAUCCUGUUCUAUGCAAUGCAUUGACAAAAGAGGUGUUUUAUUUAAUACUGUUGCAUACUUUUAUAUUAAAAAUAUAUAAAUUAGUAGAAGUGUAAUUUACAUGCAUUGCAAUUGCACUUACAGGUUAUCAUGUCAUUUUUAUAUAUAAUUGGAAAUCAAGGAGAAAAAAAAGCAGCUAACUAGCAAGGAGAGAUAUAUUUAUAUAUGAUUUAGCCUAAAUGAAUUGAAAUAUGAUAUGAUUUUUUAUAUGAAGAGUAUUGUUUACAAAAAUUAUCUACAUCUUAUAAAGUACUUUGGCAGAAGCAGUUUUAAAUAGUUUUCUCUUUCAGUAUGUUUGCAAUGAGAACAUAAAAGGAAUAUCAUUUAUUUGUUUAAGUUCCCUACAAAGAAUGAAUGUAUAUACAUUGUAAUUUAAAUUGAUUCUUAUUUCUUUUUACUUAUUCUCUAUUGUUUAACAAAGAAGAUGUUGGUAAAGAUUUGGGAAAAUAAAUUGGAGAUUUAAAGAAAUGAAAUGUGAAUAUUUUUUUUCUAAUGGAAAAGAUGCAAGGUGGUGAAUGCAUAUAACGUAAAUGGCUUGAAUCAUUCAAUAACUUACAGAGGUGUAGGUCCAUUGAAGUUUGGGAUAUAUAAUGUGUCAAUUUGAAUCAAUUUGCUAAGAAAGGAAUCCUCAAAUUAAAAAAUAAUCAUGAUACACACAAGAACUAUACUAUUGGCAAUGUACAUUAUUUUUUAUUUUACUAUUAUUUACAACAGUUA